Messenger RNA from Phialemonium atrogriseum, 2293 nucleotides. RefSeq names its product tRNA synthetases class I-domain-containing protein. Lineage: Eukaryota; Fungi; Ascomycota; Sordariomycetes; Cephalothecales; Cephalothecaceae. Gene Ontology annotation, molecular function: ATP binding; tyrosine-tRNA ligase activity; RNA binding. Gene Ontology annotation, biological process: tyrosyl-tRNA aminoacylation. Gene Ontology annotation, cellular component: cytosol; mitochondrion. The transcript has 3 exons. Bases 176 to 2089 code for a protein of 637 amino acids. The record is from RefSeq and is a predicted model, not a curated record.
UGAAAUUUUUGGAGCUCCAGUGUUGGUGAUGCAGAUAGUCGACAAUUGGAACUUGGCGGUAUAACUGCGCCCUACGCCCCAUUUGGGCCCGAUAUGCUGAAGACCAGGCAACGCUCCUUAUUUGUGUGAACUAAGUUACUCUGCGACCAUUUAUUUGCCUGUCGUUGCUGCUCGAAUGGCCGGCACUUCAAGGCCUGCCUUCUUGCUAGGCAAGGCGCGAGUAUGUCAGAGGUGCUUGAGAGCUCAAGCUAGGGGCUCUGCAUUGUCACAAGGACAAGGUCGAUUGAUCCAUUUGUCGGUCCUAGCAAAGCGUGAAAAGGCUGCAAAAGCAUGGGAGGACUAUUCAAAGGAGAUCGAGGCAGGCACCCGACCACAUCUUUGGGAUAUGCUUGAGGAGCGAGGAUAUAUCAAGGACAUAGCAGGACAACGAGAUGUGGUUCGGGAACUUAUGCGCCAAAGACGAAUAGGCGCCUAUGUUGGAAUCGACCCAACGGCCUCUUCCCUCCAUGUUGGCCAUCUACUGCCACUCAUGCCUCUUUUCUGGAUGUACAUGCACGGCUAUGGAGCAACGACCCUAAUAGGAGGCGCAACUGCCAAGAUUGGAGACCCGACCGACCGAUUGAAGACCAGGGAGAAGAUGGACAGGGCCACCAUGACGAUGAACAUGACCAAGGUGCACUACCAACUGAAGAAGAUAUGGAUGAACGUCGAGACUCAGGCCACAAGGCAUGGCUAUAAGAAGGAAUGGGCGUGGAAGCGUGCCAUUGUCAACAACAAUGCCUGGUGGAACGCUCUUCCCAUGCUGGAGGUCCUGCGGAGGAUUGGCACUUCGAUGAGGAUAGGGCCCAUGCUCUCUCGCGAUACUGUCAAGAGAAAGAUGACCGAAGGCGACGGAGUAUCCUUUGCUGAAUUUAGCUACCCUCUCAUGCAGGGCUGGGAUUGGUGGCACAUGUUCAGCUCCAUGAACGUUCAGAUGCAAAUUGGAGGAUCCGACCAAUACGGCAACAUCCUAAGCGGUAUCGAGACGAUAAAGGCUGCCCGGUCAAGCGAGCCCGACCCAGACCUAAAGCUGGCGCGCAACUCCGAAUACGAUGACCCAGUCGGCUUUACUGUGCCCCUCAUGACCGAUUCCUCGGGGGCCAAGUUCGGCAAGAGCGCGGGGAAUGCGGUGUGGCUCGACCCCUUCCAGACAUCUGCGUUCGACCUGUACGGAUACUUCAUGCGGAGGCCGGAUGCUGAUGUUGAGAGGCUUCUCAAGCUCUUUACCUUUUUGCCAGCGGAGAAAACACAGCAACUGAUGGAGGAGCACAACGCCGAUCCGUCCCAGAGGGUCGCCCACCAUGCUCUUGCGUUCGAGGUGACGACUCUGGCGCAUGGUUUUGAGGUAGCGCGAGAGACCCAAGCGGAGCAUCGUGCAAUGUACAGCAAAGGUUCAGGGCAAGUCCGCACCGCAAGAGCAGACCAACCUCAAGAGGCCGAGUACACCCCACAAGAGGGCAGGCCAACAACGCUGAACAACGCGCCCCGGAUAGACAUGAUCCUCCCAGAAUCCGUGGUCUUGGGCAAGUCCAUCGGGCGCAUUCUCUUCGCGGCCGGUCUUGCGACCAGCGCCGCCGACGGCCACAGACUCGCCAUGCAGCAAGGGGCCUAUGUCGGGGCCGCGCCGGGGCAAAAGGCCGGCACCAACAAGGGCAUGCUCCUCGGCCAACUCCAGUUCACGCCCGUCAAGGCCUGGUUUCCCGAGGACACCAAGAACUUCCUCAUCGAUGGGAAGCUACUGAUCCUCCGCAAAGGAAAGCACAACAUCAGGGCCAUCGAGAUGGUCAGCGACGAGGAGUUCGAGGCCUCGGGGAGGACCUAUCCGGGCCAGCCGUACACCGGGAAGGUCCGAAUGCUGAACGAGAAGCUCAAGGAACUGAAAGCGGGGAAGACCGAGGCCGACGGAAUCACAGCCAGGGAUGACUUUGAUAAAGCUUUCGACACCGCAAUUGAAGGCGAGGACUCGGAAGCCGAGCCAUCGAUUGUCUUCCCCGAGGAGAAGACGCGUCAGCAAGUGGCGCUGGAAGAGAAGCUGAAGAAACACUCCUAAACAUAACUACUUUCACGGGGUGGCAGUCGGACGUAGGGGGGGAUUGUACGAAAUGUAUUGUAUUGUAGAUACCACUGAGACGGGGAUUUGUGUGUAUUACCUGAUGAUACCUGUGUAUCGGAAAUAGCUGUUACACUUAGAGAUAGACAAACCUCCCAAUUCAUCGGGCCUCAGAAAAGGGCCCGUCCAACAAUUCAACCCAAU